AUGGGAAAAUUGAACGCGGCACUUCAUAAAAAUGUGAAGAAUCUUUUGGAUGUGAACGAGGCUUGGACCGAAUAUGCAAUAUCUUGUGAAAUCAAGGCCGCCUCUAUCAGUAACAAAUUGGAAGUGGCGCCCCUGGCUGAGGUAAGCAUGCUAAAGAAGUUUUUGCCACGAACUGGUGGUUUGGCAACCCCCCCAGGAGCAAUGUGUUGCUUCUUACACAAGGGAAAGCUGAGACAGUUCGGGAACAAUCAAGCUGCAGGAGGGCUUAACAACAAUCAUGUGCAGAUGGGUAGUGCAAAUCCUUUUGCUACUACAGUGAACAACCCGUGGCUCGGGAUCAAUCAUAUGUUACUUGGUUCAAAAAACAUGGUGAUUCAGCCGCAAGUGAAUGAAACAGUUCCUGCUCAUAGUGCACCUGCUAACAUGCAACUCCCUGAUGGCGAAAGAAAGCGUCCCAGAGAAUCAUCAAUAACAAACGAAGCUAUCAAUCUGCACAAUCUUUAUUUUCCGGUCCCUAAUUUUGCCCCUCCACAAAUUAGGGACGAAAUGAUCUCCCUUAGGGAGAGUGAUCGUCUUCUUUGCCAACAAAGCAAGAGGAUUAGAGUACAAUUUGCCCAAAAACAGAACCAGGCACUUCAACACCUGGUUAAUAGUGUGAGAGGCCCUUUGCUGAAUCUCUUGAAACAAAAAGAUGUGGAACUUUCAAACUUCAAGAGAUUGAACUGUGCACUCCAUGAAGGUAUAAACGAUCUUUAUAAUGAGAACCAAAAAUUGUCAGAUUGUGCAGGUGCAUGGAAAAUUAAGGCCGUAUCUCUGCACACCAACCUAGAAGUUGCCAUGGGAGAGCUUAGGAGGCUGCAGGGGCUUGUGCCGGCAAUUGGUGCUGUGGAGGCCCCCCACGAGGAGCAGGAAGCGAAGUCCUACAGUGGUAGCAACGUCUCUGCAGAGAACACACCAGGGAACUCUCAGGCAGUGGCAAAGGCAGAAGAUGGUGAAACCGCCGCUGAGAAGGUGCAGAUAGGAGCUGCUGAGACCGGCGAAGGGAGUGGCGAAAAGAUGAUGUGCCUGAUCUGUGGUGAACUGGAAACCAGUGUUUUGGCGUUGCCAUGCCGUCAUUUGUGCUUUUGUUUAGUUUGUGGAACUCGUGAAUCCCUUCUUUACGGUCCCUGUCCUGUGUGUGAGACAACGAUGAUAGCAACAACCCCUAUAAGCUUCAUAUGA
Molecule: messenger RNA, 1221 nt
Organism: Daucus carota subsp. sativus
Lineage: Eukaryota; Viridiplantae; Streptophyta; Magnoliopsida; Apiales; Apiaceae
Product: BOI-related E3 ubiquitin-protein ligase 1-like
Exons: 3
Coding region: 1-1221 (406 amino acids)
Biological process (GO): regulation of programmed cell death
Molecular function (GO): ubiquitin-protein transferase activity
Source: RefSeq, a predicted model, not a curated record